Labeo rohita (rohu) is the source of this 1680-nucleotide messenger RNA. Its product is annotated as patr class I histocompatibility antigen, B-2 alpha chain. Bases 1 to 1395 code for a protein of 464 amino acids. Gene Ontology annotation, molecular function: DNA binding. The record is from RefSeq and is a predicted model, not a curated record. NCBI's taxonomy places the organism in Eukaryota, Metazoa, Chordata, Actinopteri, Cypriniformes, Cyprinidae. Gene Ontology annotation, cellular component: external side of plasma membrane. The transcript has 7 exons. Gene Ontology annotation, biological process: DNA integration; DNA transposition; immune response.
AUGCAGGUGAAAGAAGCCAUCCUUAAGAUGCGAAAACAGAAAAAACCCAUCCGAGAAAUUGCUACAAUAUUAGGAGUGGCAAAAUCUACAGUGUGGUAUAUUCUAAGAAAGAAAGAAAGCACUGGUGAACUCAGCAACGCAAAAAGACCUGGACGUCCACGGAAGACAACAGUGGUGGAUGAUCGCAGAAUCAUUUCCAUGGUGAAGAGAAACCCCUUCACAACAGCGAACCAAGUGAACAACACUCUCCAGGAGGUAGGCGUAUCAAUAUCCAAGUCUACCAUAAAGAGAAGACUGCAUGAGACAAAUGUCUUCAUCAAAGGACUUCCUCGAAUACUCCUCAGUGAGUUGAAUUUUGAUUUAUUACCUGGAAUCACGGAUGACGUGUUUGUGGAUGAGGUUUAUGUGUUGGCAGAAAGUUACCGUUCUGCAGUUGCAGUGUAUGGAAGCUUGCCUCCAUCACAAAAUAAAAAAGUGAAACACUGCCUCCAUUACAAGUUUACAGUCCUGACCAAAGCCAACAAAACCUCAGAGUACAGUGCUGUUGGUGUGUAUGAUGACAGACAGAUCAAACACUACAGUAAUGACUGGACCAAAUCUCCUGUAAACCCACCUGAUUUUAAAAACUGGCUCAUAUAUCAGAUAAGGGCUCUGUCAAACUGCACAGACUCUCAGUGUUCUGAGCUCCAUGUUCUUCAGAGAAUAAUGGGCUGUGAACUGGAAAAACUUCCUAAUGGAACCGUGCAUCUGAGAGCAUUUGAUGAAUAUGCAUUUGACGGAGAGGAUUUUAUUGCCUUUGAUUUUGACACACUGCAUUGGAUUGAUAAAAACCCCAAAGCCAAAGAAACCAAAAGAAAAUGGGACCUUCAAACAGUGCACAACCAGUUUCUACAGUAUUUCCUCAAAAACUGCAUGAACUGGAUUUCAACAUUUAACAACACCAAUACAACUCCACCAGAUGUUCAUGUCUUUGCGAGGAAAGUUCCUGGUGAUCACAGUAAGCUGAAUCUGACCUGUCUGGCCACUGGUUUCUACCCCAGAGAUAUCGAGAUGAAUAUUAGCUUGGACGGAACUGUACUUGGGAACCAAAUAUCAUCUGGAUUUAGACCAAAUGAUGAUGAAACCUUUCAGAUGAAAACCAGUGUGGAGAUCGACAGAAAUCACAAAGGAUCUUAUGACUGUUUUGUCAUUCACAGCAGCCUGUCAGAACCAGUUUCAGUAGAAUGGGAUGGAAAAUGUAUUGACUGUGAAACAGAAUCUCCACUGCCUGUUAGAGCAGUAGUAGUUCUAGUUCCAGUUCUAGUUCUUACUUUGAUUGGUUACUUCAUCUGCAAAAGGAAAAGGUCUAAUGGCAAAUGGAAAUGGAAAAUACUAAAUGACAAAUUAUUGCAGUGAAACAUCAGGGGGUUUUAUGUGCUUCUGGCCAAACUGACUACUGUAAAAUUAAACACUGAAAGCUGAAAUAAUCAGUAGUAUUUAUGACUUUCUAAAUUAGGAAAAAAAUCUAGAGAUUAAGGAAUACAGCCAUCAGAAAAAAAGAAAGAGUUCAAAUUUUUUUGUCACUUCCUCAUUUCCUCUUCCUAAAAGUGUCAUAAAUGACCAAACUGAAUGUUUCUCAAGAUUUGCUUAGAAUGUGAUCAUAUUUGAAAUACUUGAAAUUGUGUUUGUUUUUAUAAAAAA